Molecule: messenger RNA, 5188 nt
Organism: Anopheles arabiensis
Lineage: Eukaryota; Metazoa; Arthropoda; Insecta; Diptera; Culicidae
Gene: capt
Product: adenylyl cyclase-associated protein 2
Exons: 10
Coding region: 294-4352 (1352 amino acids)
Biological process (GO): cell morphogenesis; cytoskeleton organization; regulation of adenylate cyclase activity
Cellular component (GO): cytoplasm
Molecular function (GO): adenylate cyclase binding; actin binding
Source: RefSeq, a predicted model, not a curated record
GCAGAUUCCAAACCAUCAGUAGGCGACGGCUCCAGUCGAGCCUGGUGUUUUGAAUCGAUCGGUACCGCUUGUGCCACUCUGGUGUGUCGUCCUGGCAGUAUUUUUUCGCAAGGCGCGGGACAUUAUCACUGGUGCUCGGUUUCCUUGUCGUUCGGUAGUGAAUUGUGUGCGUGUCCCAGCAGAGCGCAACAAUAGCAACAGUGUGUUUUUAAAAGAUAGUGCUAAGACUAAGGAACAAACGUUUUACACACACAAAGCAAUACAUCGGCUGCGCUGAAUUCUAGUGCUUGAAAAUGUUUUCCUGUUGCCGUUGUGUGAAUCCCAAAUCUCCAAAACAGAAAGAAAAAUCGGCUAAAUUGUCCGACUCGGAAGAGGAGGAGGAGCGGGAGCAGCAGUCGAAGAAGCAGAACGAAACGAAUGCGAGUGCCUGUAAAAUUUCGGCUGUGGACAACCUCUCACAAGAUGAUGAGGAAAUCAAGAUAGAAAUAAUUGAAAGCUCCGAUAAUCUACAAUCGUAUUCGGGGUGCUCGGCAGCGACCACGGCCGUGCUGAAUGGUUCCUCGCCAGAGCCGAAGGAAAACGAAAACCAUGAGUCCGAUACGCAGCGUGCGAAUUCGGCACUCUCUUCCCCGGAAGACACCCCCCGUGAACCGUGCACCGUUAACGACGUGAUUGAAGAAUCCAAUCUAUCAAAUCCUGUUGAUAGCGACGAAAAAGCAACGGAAGAGAAUAAUGCUGCUGAUAGUGUGCCAGCCGGUACAGCCGGUUCGGCCUCAUCGUCACCAGCUAGCAAAACACUGUCCAAUACGGACCGAGGUCAAACGGAUCAAUCGGGCCCAUCAUCGGGAGUGGUUACCGAAAUUGAGGCUAAACUUCCAACCAACGAGUCCACCGACGCCGAUUCGACCGGAGAUGCCACCAACACUCCACAGGAAAUUCCUACCACCGUUGAGGAGCUGGGUGAACAGCAACAGCAGCAAAAGGAUUCACCCCCAGCCGGGGAUGUAGAUCCGGCUCAUAAACAGGAUGCAACACCGCCGUGUCACUCGCCAGAGGAAGGUACACAAUCUGCAAAUGAAAAUCUAACGGUACAAGCACCUAAAUCGCCUAAUCAUGUACCAUCGCGACAAAACUCGAACGAGCUGUGCACCACUUCUGCUCCUCCUUCUCCUCCGCACGAUGGUGAGGAUUUAUCGGGUUCUUUAGAUGAAAAUUCUAGCGUGAAGCAACUGGAGCCAGUUCACCAGCAGGAGCAGCAGCAGCAGCAAUCGGAGAAGCAACCGCAAGUUGAUGAAAUUGGAACACGAGCUUUAAUCGAAGAGCGAUCAGUUCAGAACGAGACGGUUAUGUCAGACGCACCAGAAGAAAAACAAUUACAACCGGAAGAGAAAAUCAUCCAAGAUCGUACAAAUAAUUCAUCAAACGCCUCUUCGCUAAUCAAUGAAUCUGACACUGCCAAUGUCCCGAAAAUGGAACCGUUUACCGAACCAUUACGACCAUCUCCACCAUCAACUUCCGAAGAAAUAGUUGAGCUUGAUGAUGAGAAGCAAACUGUAUCAUGCGUAGCAUCUAAGAUAGAACGCCUUAAAAGUGAGCCAAGCAAUAGCGAAGAAACAAUUGAGGAGACAAUCGACGUGAAACGUUUCUUACCACGCCAGUACGAUGAUAGCAAGAGUGAUGACGAUAAUAAUCCCCUCAGUAGCUCUAGUGAUGAAGGCAACGAUGGAGCUGUAAUUAUUCCUGCUCCAACCGAUGACAAUGCACCGGAAAUUAUCAGUAGCGCGGACAAUCGGCGAGAAAGUCCGCCUGUCGUGGAAGAUAAACCCACCAAACCUUCGGAGGAAGAUGUAGGAGGUGCAGAAUCAGUGACGCCGUCACCUCCAGACGAGCUGAUAGAACCCGUCGGUUCGCCGGAGAACGAAGGCGAAGAUGAUUGCGAAGAGACGACAAAUGUGGUCAGCAACAACAAUGAUCAGGUUUCAAAAAAUUCCAGCGAAGAGCGCGAAUCAAACAACGACGACACAUCGACACUGUCGGAAUCGGUCCCUAACACGGCCACCAACGGUGGCAGUCCUUCCGGUAUCGAAGGCGACAACAGCAGCAGCCGCAAGGAGUCGGUCAACAGCGACGACACUACUAUACGAACGCAGGUUUCGUUUCGCGAGAGUUGCCUCUCGCGGCGAUCGUCCUCGAAGUCAUCGAUCAAAAAGAAGGUAGCCUAUAACGAUAGCACGGAGGUGAUUCCGCCGCCCGAAUAUCCACCACCGGAAGAUGAUGAUUCCGUAUUUUCGGACUCGGUGCCACCGAAAUUACCGCGCGGUGAUAUGUGCACGCCGUACGCCACCAAGCGAGGCUCACUGCCGGGCAUGAUAGCCCUUCCGGACUGGUUUGCCGAGGAUCGAUUGAUGAUGGAGGAGGGUGGCAUUAUGGAGCCACCCACUACGCCCAUAGGACGCGAUGAGCUGGCAUUACGCAGGCAUCGGUUUUUCUCGGAACUGCUCAAUGCUGCCCAUGCUGCCGUGGAGCAUCGUGUGCGUUUUGAUCCGCUGGGACCAGAAGUUGCCAAGGUUCCGACGGAGGAGGAAUCGGAGGAUUGUGAUCCCGACCUCAAACCUUCGUCAGCCCGUGAGCUAGAGUGCUUGAUCGAUCGUCUGGAGCGUAUUGUCGAUCGGCUUGAACGUACCGUAUCUGCGCGUGAGUUGGAAGAAACGAGACGCAUACUGAAAGACGCGUGUGCUGUUGGCAAGGCGGUCAUUCGUUCCAACACCACGGUAGAGGACACUGAUCCGAGCGCUGACGAUUUACCGACUGUUCUGCCCUCGACCCCACCACCGUCGGCCUCGUAUUUGCAUCAGAAAGUAGACAGUUUGGAAAGCACCUUGUUUCCCGCGUUGACCGAUCAACCGCAAAAGGGUCGCCAGCAUAAUACAACCACUGUAAUACAAUCUAAACCAUCUGCUUUAUUAAACCAUACUAAUCCAUUGACCAUCCAAGAGCAAGGCACCGCAGUAUUGUCAUUAUCCUCCUCGCAGCACGGCACCGUAGGAGGGACAACGAGCAAGAUGAGUAUUAACGCUUACGAGGAUAUUAUGCUCGGCUCAUUCGCCAACUUUAUUGCACUUUCGAACAAAAUCGGAGGCGACGUAGCCACCCAAGCGCAAUUCGUGAAGGAAGCUUUCGAUGCUCAGUUUGCGUUCCUGAAGGUGGCAUCCGCCUCGAGUGCACCAUCGAAUACGGAUUUACAGAAUUUGCUGAAACCUACCUCGGAUAAGAUUUCGACUAUCCAAAGCUAUCGCGAAAAGAAUCGAACCUCCCCGUUCUUUAACCAUCUGUCCGCGAUUAGCGAAAGUAUUCCGGCGCUCGGAUGGGUCUGUGUGGCCCCCACACCAGGGCCGUACGUGAAAGAGAUGAACGAUGCCGGUCAGUUCUACACUAACCGUGUCCUUAAAGAUUGGAAAGAGAAGGACAGCACCCAUGUGGAGUGGGCUCGCGCCUGGAUUCAAACGCUGACCGAACUGCAGCAAUACAUCAAGCAGCACCACACGACUGGCCUGGUAUGGUCCGGAAAGGACAAACCAACGGUUGGCGGUGCCUCGGUCCCACCUCCACCACCGCCCGGUGGUUUGCCGCCCCCACCGCCGAUGAUGCCAUUAGGCGAUCUGUCGGCGGACGGCUCUGGAGACGAUCGGAGCGCUCUGUUUGCUCAGAUCAAUCAGGGUGCUGAUAUUACGAAGGGCUUGAAGAAGGUAACGGCCGACAUGCAAACGCACAAAAACCCUUCCCUCCGCUCGGGUCCGGCACCGUACAAGGCACCGGCCGGUGUGACCAACGGUACAAAAUCGGUAGCCCCACCCGCCGCAGCAGCUGUCGCCAAACCGCCGACCUUCACGCGCGACGGCAAGAAAUGGCUGAUCGAGUAUCAGAAAAACAACCCCGACCUUGUGGUGGAGAAUGCCGAGAUGAACAACGUGGUGUACAUGUUCCGCUGCGAAGGUUCGACCCUGCAGAUCAAGGGCAAAAUCAACAGCGUCGUGAUGGAUUCGUGCAAGAAGUGUUCCCUUGUGUUUGAUUCGCUCGUGGCGUCGGCUGAAUUCGUCAACUGCCAGAGCGUCCAGAUGCAGGUCCUCGGUAAAGUACCAACGAUUUCCAUUGACAAGACUGAUGGCUGUCAGAUGUACCUUUCGGCGGAUUCGCUUGCCGUCGAGAUCGUCAGCUCUAAAUCGUCCGAAAUGAACGUGAUGAUUCCGAAGGGCAGUAGCGGAGAUUAUACCGAGCAACCGAUUCCGGAACAAUUCAAAACCAUUGUUAAGGGCAGUUCUCUAAACACUACUUGCGUUGAAAGCCUUGGUUAAAAGGGAUCACAACCAACCAAGCACAUACACACGCAACUCCGUUCUACAACCGUCAGUGUGAGUGUGUGUGGUUCGUUUUUUUGCUGUGAGGUUUUGUGCGUGUACUUUGUUUUAUUGCAAAUGUAACGAUACUUUUCCGAGUUCUAUUUUCAUAAAGCUGGAAAAGCAGAUAAGAGCAAAAUUGUAAUCGUAAACAGUAUCAUCUAGAAAUUACGUCAAACAACAAGAGCGAGCAAAAAGAGUAGUAUCCCAAUAUCUAAAACCAUAAUUUUUAACCAUACGGUAAUAGUAGUAAGUUCGUGGAUGGAGCAUUUUAUAUAUCGACAGCAGGAAACUGAACAUGAAAAUGGCACUGGAACCUUAAAAAAACACACACAUCUUCAUCUAAUUCAGCCCAUCGAACGUACCAAGCACCAAGUUUGUGCGUAUCGACCCCAAUGAUCGUGUAGUUGACCUCACAUCUUUUGCAAAUGCUUUCGAUCAAAGAGAUUUCUUGUAUUAAAGCGUGUGUGAUGUGUUUCUUUUAUGUUUGUUUCCUUUUCACUUCAAUCACCUUCAUUAAAAAGGGGCUUCCCGUGGUUUUUAUCGUACGCUUUUAAACAUUCGAUAGAACAAAACAUAUUAUUACCCCUUCCUUGAUUACAAACAGAAAAUGGAAGACGCAUUUCAGCAAUUGAUGAAAAGAAAACGAAUCGACACUUUUUACAGCAUCAAUCACGGUAAUCUGACCAAUCGAUAUACACAAUUCAUUCGUGGAAAUAUGUCCAUCGUUCAAUAAAGUUAUUGGAACCCAGCAAAGUCAACCUAAAUAAAGAUAUGUAGCUAUUCAAAGCUAA